Molecule: messenger RNA, 417 nt
Organism: Rangifer tarandus platyrhynchus (Svalbard reindeer)
Lineage: Eukaryota; Metazoa; Chordata; Mammalia; Artiodactyla; Cervidae
Source: the annotation of a GenBank genome assembly
AUGCCGCGCAGCCUCGGCGUUCCCUUCCGCGGAAUGGGGAAACUCCGGGCCACACCUGGCCAAGAAGCGGCGGACGGGGAGGCCCCGGCUGCCGCACUGACCUGUUCUGAUCCAAGACUCCACGCGCGUAGCCGGGGCCCCGGCGCCGCCAACGACACCGUCGUAGUCAACUCGCGGCUGCAGGCCGGGCGCGCCCACCCCGCCGGGCGCUUCCGCCCGCCCCACGUGACGCCCCGGGGAGGGGAGGGCGGGGAAGGAGGCCAGGACCCGCCCCCUUCCCGGCCACGCCCAGUCACGGUCCUGGAGUUCGCCGGCCUUGCGGACACCUUGAUCUCUGCGUCUCCCCUGUCCAUCUCGCUGCUCACAGAUCUACGUCUCCUGAAGCUGAGGUCUGCCUCCACCAGCCCCGCCUUCUGA